AUUUACUACAUUUCUUUUUUUGAUAGAGAUCAGUUUGCACAGCCAGAGAAACCUGCUAGUCCCAAGUUCAUUGUGACACUGGAUGGUGUGCCCAGUCCACCAGGAUACCUUUCUGAUCAGGAGGAGGAAGAUAUGUGUAUAAUGGAAGGAUUAAAGCCAGUUACCCAUCACAUGUGUGCUGGCAAAGGAUUAAAAGGUCUUCGAGCACAGCAGAUGCAAAUUGUAACAAGGCAGCUGGAGAACUGUGAUGUGGAAAUGGAAGACUUAAAUAUGCUGCAAAAGCAGGAGAAGGUGCUGGAGCGCUGCAAGUACUGGCCUGCCUGUAAGAAUGGAGAUGAAUGUGUGUACCAUCACCCCACACAGCCUUGCAAAGUUUUUCCUAACUGCAAAUUUGCUGACAAAUGCCUGUUCAUCCAUCCAAACUGUAAAUAUGAUGCAAAGUGCACUAAGCCAGACUGUCCUUACACUCACGCCAGUCGACGAAACCCCCAUCCAGCUCCUAAACCAGCACCCCUGCCCACCCUGUCCAUCUCCUCCAGUAGUCCGCUGUGUAAGUUUUUUCCAGCUUGUAAGAAAAUGGAGUGUCCAUUCUAUCACCCAAAACAUUGUAGGUUUAAUACACAGUGUACAAGACCAGACUGCACUUUCUACCAUCCCACUGUUGCUGUACCUCCGCGCCACGCCUUGAAAUGGACUCGAACUCAAACCAGUGAAUGAAUAUGGUACAAGCUGGGACUGAGCUUUGCCUCCUCUGGACGGUAGCGGACAGGAGGAUUAAUGACCAGGACACAGGAUACUAGGGAAGAUUCAUACAUUUUGGACUUUGAAUAUGCAUUGUUUUCAUAAAACGAGGUUGAUUGCAUACUUGAAAUGUCUCUAAUUUUCCAAGUUUGUAAGUUUGGGCAAUUUUACAUUUUUUUUACACUGUAAGAAGAAAACAUCUGUGUAAUGAAAGUUUUACUUUAAAUUCCAUUAAAAACCUUCAAAGCA
Molecule: messenger RNA, 990 nt
Organism: Cyanistes caeruleus (blue tit)
Lineage: Eukaryota; Metazoa; Chordata; Aves; Passeriformes; Paridae
Source: RefSeq, a predicted model, not a curated record